Molecule: messenger RNA, 3033 nt
Organism: Drosophila erecta
Lineage: Eukaryota; Metazoa; Arthropoda; Insecta; Diptera; Drosophilidae
Product: scavenger receptor class B member 1
Exons: 4
Coding region: 1393-2910 (505 amino acids)
Cellular component (GO): cytoplasm; membrane
Molecular function (GO): scavenger receptor activity
Source: RefSeq, a predicted model, not a curated record
CUGUGCCUUUUAUAAUGAGCAUUGCUAUCCAGAUUUCAAAAUUACCAAUGAAUGCAAAACUUAAUUCCCAACUGCGCGCAAAAAUAUUUAGUGUAAUGGUAUUGGGAAAUACAUUUUUGAAAAUAAUCUAACUGCCUAUUAUAAAUGGGUGUUAUAAAUAUAACUCAGUUGUAUUUUAAAUCAGGUAAGGAACCAUUUCCCAUAUGCAUUGUUUGUAGGAGUCUAGGAAUUUAUCCGAUAAAUUCCAACAUGAAAUUUAAUGUUUAUUAUUAGUCUAAAACUAAAAUUGUUUAUGGCUUAACUCUCGCCAGUUAUUUCAAUCCCAAAUUCAGCAAUUGGACGUUUCCCGCUCAAUCCCAAAAGUAUGCAAUCCCAAGAAAUGUCAAACCUGGGAAAGUUAAAACUGCUCAUUCUAAUAUAGACUUUUCAAAAUUGUUUAUCUACAUUUUAGAGACUGUUAAAAUGCAAAACUAAUGUAUAACCGAGCAACCUCAUUAAAAUGUUAGUGUAAUGAAAGUCUCCUAUCCUUUCUUAAAUAUACGGUUCGUAAUGAUUGAUACAUCCUUCAUUAAUUAUUACCCUAAGGCUAAUUUAUACGUAUCACAUUAAAAAUAAUUUUAGCGCCAUGAAAUUAGUUCGCUUAUUGACCGUUAUAUAUUAUAUUAUUAAGUGAAUGGUUCUUUUACUCUUGAUUUUCACGUCGAACUCUGUAGACGGACAUAUGAACUAGACCGGAUUCUGAGCAUCGCCACUACGUUGUCUAUAAAUACGAAAUACGAGAUUCCGAGCCCGGGUAGAUCACACAGACCAGCCAAAGCCAGACGUUAAUGGCCAGUCAUUUGUUCCGUUGCACGUUUGGCUGCCCGCGGCACCGAUAAGAGUCGAUUGAUCUGUCUGUGGCUGAUAAGCUAGAUCGGCUUUGCCAAACCCCAGGGCAGAGUCGCCUGUUCAAUGGUAGGUCAGCCACACCUGCUCCCGAUCAAGGUCAGCGCUAUCCCGGUGGGGUCUUGCCGGCGAGAGGGGCAUCUGUGGAGGCAGUGAAGCAGUCCCCAUCCCUCGGGGCAAUCUGCGUUAUGACCAUUUUAUAUGCCAGGAUCAGAGGUCCGCCGUUAUCACUGCUAUUCCCAGUGUUGGUAGCAUCUGCUCCCGCUGCUUUGGUGAUAACCUUUCUGCUAUUUCAUUUUAUAAACUUUGUUUUCAUUCCAUUUUGAUUCAAAUGAAACAAGAGAAGCAAAUGGGAGGCGGAGGCGGAGGCGGAGGCUGGUGAUAAGUGAUUGCACGGCCAUUGCCGAAAGCGUUUAGAAUUGGACUCAAACGGAUCGCGUGUUUUCCCCCGAUCGGACGCGAAUCACUCCCGUUUUUGGUUUCAGUCAAAACCGUCCCUAGUAAAUAAUGAAGCCAGUUCAGUGGGUGAAAAUCUUGCUCUGCCUGAUCCUCGCAGGCCUCAGUGUAUUCCUCUUCGUGGUGUCUUGUGGGGUGGACUAUCGCAUCUUGGUUGCUAGGGAGCAUAUACGCUUCCGCCAGGAGAUGCCCACCAUGGACAGCUGGAUAAACUCGCCGUUCGGGAAGCUGAAGAGCUAUGUCUUCAACGUGACCAAUGCCGAGGAGUUCCGCAGCGGUCGUGAUAAUAGGCUUAAGGUAAAGGAGAUCGGCCCCAUCGUGUACAGGAUCGUCGGGUUCAACGACAUCCUAGAUCGCAACGAGACGAACGUUAAGUAUCGCAAGCACCGCUACCGCGUAGUGGAGUUCCUCCCGGAGGAGAGUGUGGCUCCCGACGUCCUUAACUGGACCAUUACGUCCACAAACAAUGUUAUCCUGGGCGCAGCGACGAAGGUCAAGCAUACGGCGCCACUGGCAGCCUUCGGGUUUGAUGCCGCGCUCAUGAUGGAGGAUAUAUUUGUUACAGACAGCAUUUACUACUUCCUGUGGGAGUUCACGCGUCCCCUGCUGCAAACGCUCUCCCGAAUCUCCAACAUAAGACCCAACGUUGCUGUUCUCUUUAACGCUCUCAAGGAGAAGGAAGAGGUUUACACGGUCAACAUCGGCCCUGAGCGCGGCAUUGAGAACUUCUUUCGCAUCGAGACGCUUAACGACGAGGUGAUCAUCCGGGAACAGCUUCCGCACACCCGUCGGUACGACUCCAACUCCUGCCCCUUUAACGUGUCCGGAGCGCUGGACAACUCUCUCUUUCCGCCCUUUGUCCAGCCGGAUACGCCGCUAGACAUCGUGGCUAUCGAGUCCUGCCGGGUCCUUCCGCUGACGUACCAGCGCCAGGAGCGCUACAGUGGCCUCGACACCUUCCGCUACACGCUGCUUCAACCUUACCAGAAGCCCCCCGGUUGCCUGGACACGAGCUACGGGGUCAAGCUACCUGACGGAAUGUUUGACGUAUCCCAGUGUGUGAUAAAUGACGCCCCCUCUGCGUUUUCGAUGCCACACUUCUACGGAAGCAGCUACAACUGGAGCCAGCACUACGAAGGAUACACACCCAAUGCCGAGGAUCACGAGGCAUACAUUUUGCUGGAGCCGGUCACCGGCAUUCCGGUUACGGAGAAAUACCGAUUCCAGUCUAACAUUCCCAUUCCGGAUCUCAGGCGGUUUAGCUCACGCCUAACACGGUUUAGCAACAUGAUGAUUCCUAGCUUUUGGUAUGAGUUCGAAAUGGGACAGCUGCCCGGAUUCGUGAUCGCCCUGAUGUGGAUCAACGUCAACAUUGUGCCACACAUGCAGCCGUACUGCAUGGUGCUUUUCCUGGUGCUGGCCUUGUGGAGUGCCCUAAAGGCGAUUCGAGUGGCCUGCGGCGACCUCGGCUAUGCGGGUCUCUGCCGGAAGUUCUGUGGCGACGUGGUCACCGCGCUAGAGACCAAGUUUCAGGCCACUAACGACUCCCUUGACGUGGCUGUCAAGUAGGGAUCUACUUCCUAGACUGGACCCGUGUAUAUAUGUGUGCAAUAUUUAGAUUUAGGGUAGAGGUGUCGCUGCUGAUGAACUAUCAGUAGUCCGCCGUUACGUAAUAUACGAUUUAGUGGAAAA